AAUAUAUAGAGAUGCCGAAUAGUAGCAGAGCCCAGCACACAAAUUACAAAAAUGCCGCCGGCGAAGCAGCUCCGGGAUCUCUUCACGGCAAUACUACUUGUUUUUAUUAUUGCAGCGGCAGCGAACUUGCCGGUUAUAGUACUUUCCGGCGCCGGUGAUGUCCGCAGAUCGGAUUUUCCUGAUACUUUCGUUUUCGGUGCCGGUUCUUCUGCCUAUCAAGUUGAAGGAGCAGCAUUUGAAGAUGGAAGAAUGCCUAGCAUUUGGGACACCUUUGCUCAUGCUGGUAUAUAUGGAGGAGCCAACGCGGAUGUAUCUUGUGACGUAUACCAUAAAUACAAGGAAGAUGUAAAACUCAUGGCUGAUAUGGGUUUGGAAGGGUAUAGAUUUUCCAUUUCGUGGUCGAGACUUAUUCCUAAUGGAAGAGGUUCUGUUAAUCCUAAGGGAUUGCAGUAUUACAACAAUCUCAUUGAUGAAAUCGUCCGUCAUGGAAUUCAACCACACGUUACUCUAUGUCAUAGUGAUCUGCCACAAGUACUUGAAAACGAAUAUGGAGGAUGGAUGAGUCGAAAGAUAAUCGAUGACUUCACUGCCUAUGCGGAUGUGUGCUUCAAGGAAUUUGGUGAUAGAGUUUUGCAUUGGACUACCUUGAAUGAGGUUAAUGUAUUCACUCUAGGCGGUUAUGAUAAUGGAAUGAGCCCUCCAAAUCAUUGUUCCCCGCCCUUCGGAAUGAGACCCUGCCCUAUUGGUAACUCAUCAACCGAGCCUUACAUAGCAGGUCAUAAUUUACUGCUUGCGCAUUCAGCUGUGGUGAGACUCUACAGGAGAAAAUACAAGUCAACUCAACAUGGUUUUGUUGGAUUAAAUCUCUUCGCGUUUUGGUCUCUUCCUUAUACAAAUAAAACAGCUGAUGUAAUUGCAGCACAACGAGCUAAUGAUUUUUACCUCGGCUGGUUUGUGAAUCCAUUGAUAUUUGGGGAUUAUCCCGAUAUAAUGAAGAAGAAUGCUGGUUCUAGAUUGCCCAAAUUCACGAGACGAGAAUCUAAGCAAGUUAAAGGGGCUAUAGAUUUCAUAGCUCUGAAUCAUUAUAUGACAGUACGCGUUAAAGACAGCUCUAACAGCCUGGAAAAUGAUAUCAGAGACUUCACUGCCGAUUCAGCAUUUGAAUUUAUAUUGAAAAAUGGUGGUACACUUCCAGGCCAGUAUUCAGUGACAGAACCAGGUCUGCAAGGAGUACUAGAAUAUUUCAAACAAGCUUAUGGAAAUCCACCUAUGUAUAUUCAUGAAAAUGGUCAAAUGACACCACGAAAUGCAACGUUAAAUGACACAACUCGGAUAGAAUAUCUGCAAGCUUAUAUUGGCAAUUUGCUUGAUGCUGUGAGGAAUGGAUCAAAUGUGAAAGGCUACUUCACAUGGUCAUUUUUAGACUGUUUUGAGUUAUUCAACGCGUAUGAAUCUGCGUUUGGCUUAUACUAUGUGGAUUUGAAUGACAAAGAGUUAACAAGAUAUCCAAAGGUUUCUGCACAUUGGUACUCUAAUUUCUUGAAGGGAAAAAGCUACAAACAUAGUGAUAAAUUACUACUUCAUUCUUCUCAAUGAGUAUCUUUUUUCUC
Molecule: messenger RNA, 1610 nt
Organism: Solanum verrucosum
Lineage: Eukaryota; Viridiplantae; Streptophyta; Magnoliopsida; Solanales; Solanaceae
Product: beta-glucosidase 11-like
Exons: 14
Coding region: 52-1596 (514 amino acids)
Biological process (GO): carbohydrate metabolic process
Molecular function (GO): beta-glucosidase activity
Source: RefSeq, a predicted model, not a curated record